GGCAUUCUUAUAAUGUUGAAAUUUUCAACUCAAACCGCGUCUGCGGAGUUUCUCUUCUAAGCGAAAUUGCAGACGAUCAUCAGACACAUUUUUCGAACCUUCCAUGAGAUUAAGAUAGGGGAAAUCGCUCAGUGAUUGGCUUAUGGCGCGAUCUCUCGACAUUACGGUUAGAGAUUAUGAUAUUUCAUGGCCCAUCUUCAUACCUUGGUCGAACCUUGAUCGGCAUUGCAAAAGGUAGAAUAGGGGUUUACGACAUCCACCUAUCUACCCAAUCAUCGUUUCUUUGAAAGGAGGGAGAGCGCCCACUUCCCGUGCAGUGCCCACUGUCUGUUCUCGUGUGACAAGGCCCGAUUAUUUUUUUUGAAGACGUUGACUCGGACAGGUGCCUGGAGAAUCUGAGAUCGCUAUGCCGAAGGGUCGGGCAGGGCAGAUCUCAAGACGGAAGAUUGGACAACAACUCGGCAGAUCACUAGAUCUCGAAGAGUCGAUACCUGCCGUGCCGAAAAGUCGAGACUUGGGAGCCUACCUGGAAAAUGUCACCUCGGUGUUGAUCACCCGUCGAAGUAUGGAAUCUAUGCAUCUGGCAUCUGGAAUACUUACACUGCCUGUUUGAAUGUGAGGUACGCAUACCUCGGCCAUUCACCCUCAAG
Molecule: messenger RNA, 650 nt
Organism: Aspergillus versicolor CBS 583.65
Lineage: Eukaryota; Fungi; Ascomycota; Eurotiomycetes; Eurotiales; Aspergillaceae
Exons: 1
Coding region: 407-613 (68 amino acids)
Source: RefSeq, a predicted model, not a curated record